Molecule: messenger RNA, 5649 nt
Organism: Sardina pilchardus (European sardine)
Lineage: Eukaryota; Metazoa; Chordata; Actinopteri; Clupeiformes; Clupeidae
Product: alpha-N-acetylneuraminide alpha-2,8-sialyltransferase-like
Exons: 5
Coding region: 359-1345 (328 amino acids)
Biological process (GO): oligosaccharide metabolic process; N-glycan processing
Molecular function (GO): alpha-N-acetylneuraminate alpha-2,8-sialyltransferase activity
Source: RefSeq, a predicted model, not a curated record
UCGUCUGCUGUCGGGGGAGGACAGCACGGGAAUAACGGAACAGAUGUGUCCACUCAAUUUCGUUUUGUUCCGUUGUGUUUCUGCGCAUAGACCACUUGAUUAUCUCUGUGGGUAGGACACAUUCUGGGGAAGUAAUGUGUGUGUGUGUUAUGGCCGAGGGUAUUUAAGUCGGUAGCCUGGAUGGAUACAGAAUCUCUGCAGAGCAGGGCGGUUAUUGCUGCAAGUGUAUCGUCCUCACGAUCGGAUGUCUAUGGCGUCUGAAAGAAUGUUUCAGAACUAGCCUAGCAGGUCGAGCUGUCUGUCUGCCUGUCACCAAAUCCAAUGACGGAUAUCUGUCCGGAUCGUGAGUCGUUGUGAUAUGAGAAUGAGCCCUCUCAGAUGCUCGCGAAAGUGCCUCUGGCUGGCGAUAGUGCUGGCUGUACUCGCACUGUUCUGGUUUUGGAUUCCGGGCCGGGGCAUUGACUUCAGGAGGCUCAUGGGCGAGAUCCAGCAGCAGUCUUCGUGGAGGAAAAAUGCCACGAACAGCGAGGCAUUCAGGAGCGAGGUGGAGAAGUGCUGUGAAGUGCAGCACCUCUUCGCAGUCACCCAGCAGAACACCCCUCUUGGCACAGUGCUGUGGUACGACGCUGCAUUCUUCCACUCACAUACUGUUGACCAACACACCUAUUCUCUGCUCAUGAAGGAGUCUCCAAUUCCAAAUCGUCUGAGCUCCUGUGCAGUGGUUGGGAAUGGGGGCAUCCUGAAGAACAGUGGCUGUGGCCAACAGAUUGACCGAGCCCAGUUCAUCAUCCGAUGUAAUCUCCCUCCCCUGACCAGAGAAUAUGCAGAGCAUAUCGGAAAGAGGACUCACUUAGUGACCGCAAACCCAAGCAUCAUAGACCAGAGAUUUGGAGGUCUGGAGUGGUCCAGGCGGCCGUUCGUAGACAGCAUGCGUGUGUACGACCGGAGCUUCGUCUACAUGCCAGCCUUCUCCUCGAGUAUCGGCACAGAGCCGUCCUUCAGGGCUGCCCACACCCUUGCUGAUGUCUCAGCCAAUCAGACGCUCCUGUUCGCCCACCCAGAGUUCCUGCGGCGUGUCAGUGCCUUCUGGACCGCCCGGGGCGUCGGUGCUGGGCGACUCUCCACCGGAAUCUUCGUGCUGACUCUCGCCGCCUCCCUCUGCGACCAUGUGGACGUCUACGGCUUCUGGCCUUUUCCAAACGGGCUGGACGGCAGGCCACUCUCCCAUCAUUACUACGACAACGAACCCCCCAACAGUUACCAUGCGAUGCCGCAGGAGUUUCUGCAGCUGUGGCAGUUGCACAAGGAUGGAGUUAUUCGCCUGCAGCUGGGAAGUUGUGCAUAGCCCUGGACGCUAUCGCUGCGCUAUGGUGCGACCUGAUAAUGUGAUUCACUGGAACAAUCUUGACCCUGGAAUUUAGUUAUUCGUUGAUCUGACGUUUUCUGAACAAAGUUCAGGAGUAGCCUAUAGGAUUCAUUGACAGACUUAACUCACUUUACUUCCUUUCGUAGGAAAUAAAUCCUGGAGUUGCCAAGCUUAGUUUCCACCUCCUCCCCUGCUCCUCCAUUUCACGAUUAGCUCUAAGCUCUAAAUUACCCCUCAUCCAUAGGGGGUGUUAGCGGACAUCACUCACAAGUGAUCUCCGCUAUUGACAUCCCAGGACCAUGGCCAGCUACCAAGCCAAACUUGCUAAUCUCUGCACUCAGUCUAAGCAAUCCAGUAUAGAUAGUUGAUGUUUGAAUUCAACAUCCAGACAAAUAAACCCCUUCCUCAGUGCUCUGCCCUUCCCCUGCUUCCUCCCACUGUCUGGUGCACCAGCGCUAACGCUACCUGUGGUUGUUUGGCUAGAACAUGUGGUUAACGCUACCUGUGGUUGUUUGGCUAGAAUGUGUUUUUGUGAGCAGGUGCACCCGUGUCUAGCCUGGAUGCCAGACCGAAGUUUAGCCCCGCCUCCAUUCUUUUUCUGCAGGGAACUUCGGUCUGGCACUGCUCCGUUCAGCUGCUACUAUUCGAGAUACAGAUCUGUUCGGACCAAUCACAUUUCACAGGGCGGGCUUUACGUGAUGAUUGACAGAUGAACAGCAGUGACGUUCACGGCUGCAUGCGUCCUCGUUCAACGAGUUGGGUGUGAGACCAUGUUCGCUUAGGUUGAUUUUGAUUGCAACAGAAACGCUAUGGCUAUGAAUGCAUAAUUUGUUCAUGCAGUUUGGCCUUUCGUUUAUCUUAGCUAUUGAAACGGAGGUUUUAUCACAGAUUCGCACAACUAUUUCUGAACACUUAGACCAAUGAGGAUAUGUGGGAAAACUUCAGUUUCACUUUCACCCAGUUAAAACAGUAUGUUUGAGUGAUGUUGUUCCCGUUUGUUUAAAAAUGUCUGUUUGCUCGUUGGGUUAACGACACACUUCCCCAGCUGUUCAUUGCAUAUACAGUUUGAAGGAAUUAUUUUUAAAAACGAAGGAGGAUGUUUUCCAUAGCCUACCCUGCUACAUAUUUCUGUCUAGAUUUCGCAGAUACUGACAGCCAAUAACUUGUUCUGUUUGGUUUGGUCUAUCCAAUGAGUGCAGAGCUAUCCCCCCCGCACUGUAUCGGUUGAAUCACGCCCCAUAAUCGCAGCUGAAUGGAGCAGUUUCAGACUCAUAUUCUGAUAAGAAUUGAGUAUGACGUCGUCAGGCUAACCCGUGUCAGCUUCCUGUUUACAAAGCCAGGGCAUGCAGAUAACAUUGUCUGUAUGCAAAUAUCAGAUCUUUUUUAGGGACGUUGAAGACACACAGUAUAGAGACAGCUAGUGUGACAAUCUGUGAGGAUGUAUUCGUUACAUGUGAAGAGCAAGUGUAUUGGUGGUUUAUAAUGGUCAAAUCCCCCUUUAAGUGACUGUUCCAUGCUCUGACCAGCACCCUCCACUGUGAGUGUCGUGAACGGGGCAAACGCCAGUGAUGACACUUGGUUGGCCUUGACUUGAAAUUGCUCAAGAGCUGCUCAGCUGCCAUGCUAUCACCAUGCUAAGCUCAAUCUUUUAAGAUUGAAUGUUAGAAUGGGGAGGCUGUGCUUUUUUUUCUACUGCACAAGAGGCGUGAUCAAUGGGCAUUGUUCAAAUGACUCAGACCAACGAUCCGGUGCGUCUUUUGGAUAAGCUAGUUCCUGAUUGGAGCCAAAGGUUCUGGCAGGGAACAGAGGAGAUAGAUGUGCAGGUUUCCAGCGUGAGCUGCCGGGCGAAAUCCAAAUUCACCGGAAGUUCAGGCAGGGUUCACCCAGCCUACAGCUGCCUCUGACUCGUGUCUGAUUCCCUGCAGAAACGGUCAACGUUGCUCAACACCCAGCACACAUGACAGGCGUAAGCCAUGACUUGCAUGAUUAUGAUUAAAGGAACCGUAUGUAGGAUUUUUGCCAAAUCUGGUACUGCAAUCACUUUCAAAAUAUUGUAGAGCGAUGCAUCCCCUCCCCCUCCCUCCUGAGUCAAAGUUCGCAACCCGGAUGCCGAAACACCACUGGCCAUCAGGCCAAAACACAUAAUAUGUAAACAUCAGUUGAGGGCUGCAACUUUUAAAUGACAAUAUCCUGGCCGGACUACUGUUAGUGAUAUAAGUAUUUGAAAUUAGCAUGAUUUCUUAAUGUCUAGUGACAUCAGGGCCAUUUUAUGAUUAAUUGAAAUACAUGUCUUACAGUUCCUUUGAAGUUGUCUGAAUUUGCUCCACCUUUUGCACCAUCUGAAUUGAUUCAAACUUCAUGAAUUCUUCAUCACAGAAUGUCGUUGUAGUAGCCUAUUGUGGUGAUUCACAGAUGGCUUUGACUUGCGAUUGCUCAAGAGCUGCUCGGCUGCCACUGACUCAUGUCUGAUUCCCUGCAGAAACAUGCAAUAUUGCUCAACACCGCAAGGCACACAUGACAGACAUAAGGCAUGGCUCGCAUGAUUAUUGCUUCCUUCCUUCCUGCCUCUCACCCCUGGCUCUCUGUACUGUCUCGGUGUGCAUGAUGUCUUCAGGGUAGCUAAUAUCAUUUGCACAAGUGUGUGUCUUAUACAGAUUGAACAGGUCUGGUCAAUCUAUACAGCCACAGGAUCAGGAGAUGCACAACGGACCGGUCUGAUGAAGUGCCUUUGUGGGAACCUCUGAUGUCUGACGUAGUAACCAUUACAGCAUUUACACAGUCAGGAAAUUGAAUUACUUUUUAUGUCCAGUAAAAAGAGCGAGUUAGAGACUCGAGAGAGACUUAGAAGUGAACAGUGAGUUAGGGAGAAAGUGUAAAUGGAAAGUUCAUGCUGUGGCUGGACUGAUCUGCAGGAACCUGGACCUCAUCAGCACAAAUCUGUUGGGAAGUCGGAAUGAGAAGAAUGGUGAAGUGUUUGUUUGUUUUGCUUUGUCCACUAAAAUUGAAGAGACAUACUGUCCCAGACAAAGGGGAAAAAACACAAGCAAACUCGUAAGACUCAUGAAUAAAUGCACUGACUACAACCUGUCUGUGUGGAUCUCUAAGGAAACAGGAAACAGCUCAGCUAAUGUAUUAGUGAUGUUAUUAGCUCAGCUAAUGUAUUAGUGAUGUAUUAGUAGUGUUAUGUUUUCAUCAGGGUUUGUUUGGAUGUUUGUCUGUUUGUUUGUUUGCUCACAAGAUAACUGAAAACGUUAUGGAUGCAUUUCGAUGACAUUUUCAGGAAAGGUCUGAAAUGACCCAAGGAAGAAGUGAUUUUGGGAGUGAUCUGUAUUGCUGUCUGGAUCCAGGAGGUUAUGUUUUCUCUUAGCGAGGUCUGCGCUCUCAGAGUGCUUUUCUAGUUAAAUGAUCAAACCAAGAUGAUGAUCAAACAAAGAUGGUCACAUGGGUGAAAUUAUUCAAUCUCCAGUUUCCCUAAAUAAUAAUAAUAAUGCAACUUGUAUUAGUAGUAUUACAUAAUAAUUACAGAUCAAUGACGAAUGUUGCAGAAAAGCCACUAGGUGGCUUUGCAUAAAAAGGGCGAACAUGUGGCUUGUUGCUACUGGGAUGCAAGCCGGGACCUGAUCAAACCCGGCUGGGUCACCUGGGCAAGGAGGUCUGGUGUUGAAAGACCCGUAACCUCAAGUAAGAAAAGUUGGUCAAAGGCACUCAGUUGAGGAAAAAAUUAAGCCUUUAAUGGUACAUGGCAGAGACUAAAAACAUACACCGACGCGUUGCGGCCACAUGGCCUUCUUCAGGGCAUAAAGCUUGAAGAUAGGACAAAGAACAGAGUAUAAAAUGGCACCCUUGGGUGUCAAGUGGGUGGAGUAACCCUUACAGGUCAAAGGUCGCUUGAUUGACAAUUAUCAAUUAAAAGACAAACAAAGUCAGAAAAUCACUGUUUGACUUGUAUAGAACUAGGAGCAUAACAGAAUCAAUGCUAGAACACAGGUAGCCAAAUAAUACAAUUCACUAAGGGACAUUCACAAAAAAGGGGAGAAAUCACAUUCAGUAACCUCAGUUGACCCCAGAGACAUUACUGAUGAUGCAAACCAGUGCAUCCACAGAGAUCUUGCAACCAUAAUAAUAAUAAUAAUUAUUAUUAUUACUAUUAUUAUGAAUAUUAUUUUACUAUAGUCUGAAGAGAUUACUUUUGAAGUCUGCAAUGGAUUCACAAUGCUGGAUGUAGGAAUGUGAAUUGCAAAAUUUUAGGGCAUGGUGAUGAGAUGCUCUUCCACCCACAGAGA